UCCCAUAUCGAGCAUCAAGUACCAAGCAUCAAGUUAUGGGUCACUGACAGGACGUAUAAGAACUGAGGUGGAUCAUGGACUUUCGAGCUCUCCAGUCCGGCCACUCACUUUCAAUUCUCAACGAUUAAACUAAUCAGUUCAUCUGUCGCCGGGCGAUAGUUUUUAUUUGUAACUUUACUAUUUCGAAAGAAGAUCACGUAUUCGUUCUAUUACCUCCUUCACCCUCUAUUCAAUAUCCCAACCUUGAAAACUUAGUCGAAAGUCUAUAAUCAAGAAACCAACCAACCAACAACAUGCUUCCUCAACACGUCCUCCUUGCUCUUGUCGGCGCCUGCACCGCCGUACCCCUCAACAUCAACUUGGGAGCCUACUCUCCAGCCCUGGUAGUCGGUGAUGGUGAAAUAUCUUUGGGAUCAGCGGAAAGCGCGUCAGGACUGAUGGCAACACUCGCCUCGGGCGCGGCCGAGGGCCAACCACAAGGUCAGCAAGAGCAACAGCAGCAGCCGCCUGCAGCACCGCCGGCACCCCCGGCGGAAGCCAACCAAGAACCACCCGCUGAGGCGAACGCAGAGAACGCAGCCAAACGAGACCUUUCCGCCGUCCUCAAGCGCUCCCCGGCAAACGAGCACAUCGACGCCAUCAGCCACGCCAUGGAGUGGAUCAAGCGCGACCUCCCCGGCUUCAACGCCGCGCUCGCCUACGCCCGCGAGGCCAUGCAGAACACGCCUAAGAUCGAGAUGGGCUCCGAGGGCGCCGGCGUGGGCAUCAUUGUCAAUGCCGGUCUCAAUGUCCCUGCCAACUCUGCCGCCAAUGGCCAGCCCCCUGCCGGUGAGAAGAAGGCGAAGAGGGAUGAGGUCGUUGCGGAGGAGGGUGAGGCGCCGAAGAUGACGCUUGUUGCCAUCACUGAAGUCUGAGCACGCUUGAUACCCUGUUUGGAAUUGGGACGAUGGAAAGCAAAUGGCAACGAUGGUCUGCCAUGAAGACUACUGUAUUUUCUUACUUGUUUUGGUGUUUGGUGUACGACUUGGAUAUCACGCUUGAAUGUCACGUCGAGCGUCAUGGGAGGGUCAAUUACUACGCUACCUGCGGCGUCACUGGAGGUUCUGAAAUAGUUGGUGGAAACUGAAUGAGGAAAAGAUAGAGCAAUAAAACUUAUACACGAUCAAAGACUGUUCUUGUUCUUUUGCAUUGAUCAUGUUGA
Molecule: messenger RNA, 1201 nt
Organism: Aaosphaeria arxii CBS 175.79
Lineage: Eukaryota; Fungi; Ascomycota; Dothideomycetes; Pleosporales
Exons: 1
Coding region: 294-914 (206 amino acids)
Source: RefSeq, a predicted model, not a curated record